This is a messenger RNA of Linnemannia hyalina, 1236 nucleotides long. NCBI's taxonomy places the organism in Eukaryota, Fungi, Mortierellomycota, Mortierellomycetes, Mortierellales, Mortierellaceae. The record is from the annotation of a GenBank genome assembly.
AUGCUGCUCAACUUCUCUGCCGCGAUUGCUCUGCUGUGUGCGUCGACAACAGUCGUAGCAGCAGGUUUGCACACCGUGCAGAUGGAUAGGCAUUCCAACUCUGCCCACAGAAACGCAGAUUCUGCCACCAAGCGAUACCUCCACAAGCGGGGCAUGUCCUCCACAAGUCCAUUAACCAGCAUCACUGGUGACGUCAUGUAUACUGUCCCUUUGGGUCUUGGAACACCUGCCCAAAAGUUCAACCUGGCGAUCGAUACAGGUAGUCCCGUCACUUGGGUUGUCGCCAGUAGCUGUACCUCAAGCCUCUGCAGUAAAGUCACCGAUCGCUUCGAUUGUGCCGCAUCAUCAUCGUGCCAACAGUCGACAACGCCUUUCAACAUCUCAUACGUCGAUGGUUCCGAAGUCGCAGGGUCAUACAUCUCCGAGAAGUACACUUUAGGAUCAUUAUCGUUCAAGGGUGCAGUCGGCCUAGUAACACAGGACAGCUCGGCGAUGGGACCAACAGUCGACGGCAUCAUGGGGCUCUGGUACUACCCUGCAGGAUCCAACGUGCCUAUCCUUAACGUCCUCAAGAACUCUAGUGCACUGACCCAGCCCCAGAUCGGAGUGUGGCUCAAGGGUUCGUCUUCUGAGGAGAAUGCGCCUGGUGGAGAGAUUACUUUUGGAGGCGCAGAUACGUCGAAGUAUUCGGGUGAUAUCUCGUACGUCGAUUGCGGUGGCGACAGUCCCUGGACCAUCCCAGUGGGAGGGCUAAAGGUGAACGGUCAGACCAUCAACACCUCGGGUGCUAUGGCAACCCUCGACACCGGUACCUCCCUCAUGCUCGUCUCUCAAACUGUCUCGGACGCCAUCAACGGUGCCAUCCCCGGCGCUAUCAAAGACUUCACGAUCCCUUACACUGCCUUGGCAGUCCAGGACCAGACUGCCACCACUGACACUGGUGCAACGGUCUGUUUGAGUGCUGCCAUGUACCCCACCGGCGACACCGCCACCAUCGCUGACUGGUUGUUGGGAGACGCGUUCCUGAAGAACGUGUACACGGUGUUUGAUUUCAGCACCCCGAAGGGAAGGAUUGGCCUUGCUUCCCUUGGGUCGGGCGGCAGCAGCAGCAACAGCUCGCUGGAUAACAGCACUGAUAGUAGCAGUGGUAAUGCCGCAGGAAGUAGAGGAGCAAUGUUGUCGAGUAUGCUUCAGGCCUUGACUGCGAUUGCUGUUGCUGUGGCCAUAUUCGCCUAA